This is a messenger RNA of Manduca sexta (tobacco hornworm), 875 nucleotides long. Its product is annotated as myosin heavy chain, non-muscle-like. The transcript has a single exon. The coding region runs from base 458 to 871 and encodes 137 amino acids. Gene Ontology annotation, cellular component: myosin complex. NCBI's taxonomy places the organism in Eukaryota, Metazoa, Arthropoda, Insecta, Lepidoptera, Sphingidae. Gene Ontology annotation, molecular function: ATP binding; actin filament binding; cytoskeletal motor activity. The record is from RefSeq and is a predicted model, not a curated record.
UCGUGUAAUCAGAAUCAGGCCGUAACGACAAGAAAGAAGUGUCGGUAACACGUCGUGAGCUUAUUUUAGGUUUUUUUAAACAUAAGUGUCUUUAACUACUUCGGAAGCACAUAAAACAUGUGUCUCGUAUAUACAUUAUUGAACUAGCAUAUUAAUUAGGGUUUUAUAAAAGUACAUAAUUGGAAAUCUGUUUAGUAUUACGGCAACAAUCAACGUGAAUUCGGGCGUCGACCGGUCAUCCCUUCUACCCGUAAGUGUAACCGCCUCGGAACUGUCAGUCGCAAUCGUCAUUUUGUGGAUAACGGCGCCGUGCGAGACUACGGCAAUAAAACUACGCGGUGUUGGAAACUAAAACGUUGUGUUGUGAGGUGUGUCAGUCGCGGUGAGCGUUUAUAUGUGGUAUAAAGUGCCGGUGUGUGGCUAUAGUAGAUUGGGUCGCGCGUGAUUAGGCGGCGCGAUGGGGGACAUGGAUAGGAACGACCCCGAACUCCGGUACUUGUCGGUCGAUCGGAACAGCUUCAACGACCCGGCGACACAGGCGGAAUGGACCCAGAAGAGAUUAGUGUGGGUCCCCCACGAGACUCAAGGAUUCGUAGCGGCCGGGAUCAAGGGUGAGAGAGGAGAUGAGGUGGAAGUGGAGAUCGCGGAGUCAGGGAAGCGGAUCCUGGUCCCGAUAGAUGAUAUCCAGAAGAUGAACCCGCCAAAAUUCGACAAAGUGGAGGAUAUGGCUGAGUUGACCUACCUGAAUGAAGCAUCUGUUCUGCAUAACAUCAAGGACAGAUAUUACUCUGGCCUCAUUUAUGUAAGUAUCAAUUUCUUUGUUUUAAGAAAAGAAAAUUUUACACACCUAGAUUUUGCCACUGGGUUCUGAUCAC